AUGCGUUGCUCAUUGGUCUUAUCUUUGGCUUUGAGCCUACUAGCAAUCCAUGGGCCAGACUCAACCACUGGAUCCUGCUUGAAAGUCGGCAAAAAUAAGCUCAGCAUGAAACAGUCGAGGUCAACUCAUCACAAUCGCCGAAACCUUUGCGAGUGGUUACAUAAGGGCGAUAAGAAGGAGAUCGAUAUUAAGGCAAAGGACCCUAAGGAGUCCUACCAGAAGAAAGACGACCCGUCGUACGGCAAGGGUAAAAAAGACGACGCCCAAAGUGACCCUUCGUACGGCAAGGAGGGCGGUCACGAGGACCCUUCAAAGCAGGAAAACGGAGGGGGCUCUGGAAAAUGGAAUGGCGACGCAGACCCUGGAAAGGAAGCGAAGGCCGGCGAUUCCAAAGGUGACCCUUCUUACGGUAAGACUGGCGAUCAGGAGGACCCUGGGAAGGACGAGGACGAGGGGGACUCGGAAAGUGGCAAUGGCGACGAAGACCCUGCGAAGGGGGAGGAGGAGGACGAUCCUUGGGGACAAGGCGAAAGCGAUCCUGACGGAAAAGCUGGCAAAGGCAGCGGUGUCGGAGCUAGCGACCCGGGUUCCUCUGGCUCCUCCGGCAGCGAUGGAUACACUAAGUAG
Molecule: messenger RNA, 627 nt
Organism: Puccinia triticina
Lineage: Eukaryota; Fungi; Basidiomycota; Pucciniomycetes; Pucciniales; Pucciniaceae
Exons: 3
Coding region: 1-627 (208 amino acids)
Source: RefSeq, a predicted model, not a curated record